Xiphophorus hellerii (green swordtail) is the source of this 3000-nucleotide messenger RNA. Its product is annotated as E3 ubiquitin-protein ligase RNF152. NCBI's taxonomy places the organism in Eukaryota, Metazoa, Chordata, Actinopteri, Cyprinodontiformes, Poeciliidae. Gene Ontology annotation, molecular function: ubiquitin protein ligase activity. Gene Ontology annotation, biological process: protein ubiquitination. The record is from RefSeq and is a predicted model, not a curated record. Bases 399 to 1073 code for a protein of 224 amino acids. The transcript has 2 exons.
AUGAUAAAGAGACUCCUAUCUGUCAUUUUCUGUCCUUUGUGUCCCGGUUACCUUGUCAUCACCAAGGGUUUAAUUACUGGCAAGACAACCAGAGAGACACCUCAUGAGGGACCAGUCGGAGAAGAGGAGAGAAACCAGCUGAGGUGGAACAAAACACGAGCUCAGGCUCGUAGAUUUGGAAUAUCAAAGCUUUGGCUUUGAAGACUCAGAGGCGAGAGGUGAUCUGUCUCAGCAUGGCAACAUUUAUGGAUGUGUGUGAGAGGGAAAGUACCCACCCUGGGAGGAGGAACUAAAGAGAGCUCUGAUCAAAAGGCUCUGCUGCAGAUUUUCCCAGUUUUUGGAAAAGAUUCAGUCAAACCUUUCCUCAGAGUUCAGCUGUGUCCAUCCAUCCUCCAGGCAUGCCAGAGGACGUUGUUCCAGGGUCCCAGCAGGGGGAACCAGUUAGUGCAGCCCCCUGCCCCAGCACCAGCCCCGGGGAGGCUGUAGAUUUAGAGUGUCCCAUUUGCUACCAAGACUACAACCAGUAUAACAAAAGCCCCCGGAUGUUGGAGUGCCUCCAUGUCUUCUGCACAGAGUGCCUGCAGAGGAUCCAGCUCAACCCCUGUGACCCCGCUGACCCCCGCGGCGGCCCACAAGCCAUUCCCUGUCCCCUCUGCCGCCAUUUAACCCCUCUGCGCACUGGGAACACCCUCGCUUUACCCUGCAACUCCCAAAUCAUGUGCAGGCUGCCCCGCGUGACGGCCUUCCGGAUGCCGGCGACAGUUUCCACACGCGUGGCGACGGUCACCCAGAGAGUGGUGCUCUCUCUGGAGGGCGCCAACAGCAGCAGCGGAGGCGGCAGGGACAGCCGCUUCAUCGUCCUGCCCACCGUCAGCCUGCAGGUGCAGCAGAUGCACCCGGACAGGCCGUACGGCGCGGCCGCGGACCUGGUGGGCGAGGAGGGGGUCAUACAGCAGAGCCGGAGGACCCUGCUGUGCGUGCAGCUGCUGGCCGUCAUAUUCUGGGUGCUCUUUGUGAUCACCUGCGUGGUCGGCGUGGUGUUUGGACCGCACUUGUUCAACAGGAAAAUCUAAUUGGUGGGUGGGUGGGGUCACUUUGGCAGCAGAUACUCCUGACAUAAAGACAAUAUGUGAGUGAUUUCUGUUUAGACUGAUGAAGAUUUACUUAAAUACCUCAUUGUGGAUGGUUGGUGCUAUCGCUCCUUUUUUUUUCUUCUUACAUGGAUGAAGAGCUCCCUCUAGUGUCACAUGACUGUAAUAAACUCUACACGUCUGUUCUUUGGCAUAGUUGGCCGCUUUAUUAGAUGCACUUCGCAAGAAUUAUUCCUCAGAGAGUUUUGGUCUAAAUUGACUUUAUAUCAUGACAGCUGCUGCAGAUGCGUCUGAUGUUCAUCCCAAAAGUGCUUUACUGAUGAGAACACAGUAACCAUCAGAAGAUGGGUACACUGUGUCCAUCCAGAGAUGACUAGGGCAAUUAAAAGAAGUUCAUAAGAGGCUUUUUGAGGUUCUGUUGUCCUUCUAUCAUCUGGAACCACUCUGCUCUUUCUCCUCUGACAUCAAGGCCUUUUUGUCCAUACAACCGCCUCUCAGUGGAUAUUUUUCUUCUUUCAAACUAUUCUCUGUUGUGCAUCAAAACCCUAAUAGCAAGCACCAAAAAAAUACGUUCAGUCACUUUAAACCUCUUUGUUCCCCGUUCUGAACUUCAGCAAAUCUUCUACACUAGGUCUAGAUGCCUUGAUGAUUAACUGAUUUGCAGUCUUAGUGAAGAAUCAAUUAGAGAUGUGUACCUAAUGAAGUGGCCAGUAAGUGAAACUUCCUAUUUAGCAACAUGUGAUGCUUGACAAUAUUAUAACACAGGAUAUAUUUGUACCAGAACUGCUCUGCCAAGGAUUCCUGCCUCACCUACACAAAAUGUUGCAAAGUUUCCUAAAGGAAUAUGUUGUUAAAAAAAGAUGUUCAUUUAUGCUAUUAUUGUCAUAAUCAUCACCAUUAUUAUGAUUAUUAUUAGUACUACUACAAUGUUUAUCUGGUCUGGGACCCAUUUAAAAGUGUCUGAGGUGAACAAUAUGAAUAUGAACAGCAGUUUCUGACAAGCAGUACCGAUUCUGUAAUGUAAUUGUUGGAUAAUCCUCCUGUGUUUACUUUUCCUUUUUCUGUAUAGUGCGUGUGUAUUUUGUGCUUUGAGUGUUUUUUAUUUGUUUAAGAGAAACACAUUUAAUUAAUUAUAAUUAUUUCUCAAAUUAAACUGGUUAAACAGCACUGAUGAAAUUAAAAAGCUUAAUUUGAAAGUAUUUUAACUCAUAUUAACUAUAAGCUGCUCCUGAAUCUUUACUUGUUCCUCUUUAUGUGCGAGCCGUUAGUUUGCAGCACAGCUAGCGGUUAUAGGAAGUUAGUAAAUUGAACAUAAGGCAGAUGAUUGAUUGAAAACAAACUUUUAUCUGGUGCUAUAAGGAGGAUAUUGCAUUAAUAUUGCGUAUUGCCUAAAACAGUAAUUUUGUAAGCGAUUUUCAAGAUUUUGUUGCUAAUUUAUGUGAAUGAGCUGAAAGAUUUUUUUAGUGAGUUUAAGUUUUGUAAAAACACCAUCAUCUCAUGUCUGUAACAGAACUAUCAGUAGCCAUAGACCUGGGUAUAACCAAAGCAUCGACUGGUGAGGACUAAUAAACUGUUGUUACUCUAAGAGAAACCUUAGAGUGUCAAUUUUUCCUAAUGCCACAUUCGGCACAGACUACUGCUUGAAUAUAUUUUCUUCUGGUAUAUAUUUGAUAGUUACAGUAAAAAUAUGUUGGGUUUUUUUUUUGUCUUCUGGCAACAGUAGACAUUAAAACGUAACCCACCAGAAGGACAUUUGGUAGAUGUUAUUUAUUACCCCGAUUCAUUUUAUGUUCUACCUUCAUUAUUUAGACACAAACGUUUUUUUUUUAAAGAUCAAUAUAUGCAUAUUAUGUAUGAACAUAUUUUCCCUUUUUGGUAAUUGCAGUUGUCAACUUCAGUUCUUAUUGAA